AUGAUUGAUAAUGUUUCGAUAAUCGGCACUUUGGCAGCCCAUUCGCAGUUUCGCACAACAGCGAAUCGAAAUCGAAGCUCGAACAACAGCGACAGAAACAGUUAUUUGAUUGAUAAUUCAGCUUUAAUUGGGAACUUUUUCAAAAGAAAAUUCGAAGAAAUUAAUGAUAAUGAGUCAAGUCCGAAUGUUGGUAAUGAUAUCCAAGCAAAUGAUGAUGUUGAUGGCGAUGCAAGUCCGAAUGUUGAUAAUGAGAAUAUCCAAGCAAAUGAUGACGUUGAUGCAAGUCCGAAUGUUGAUAAUGAUAAUCCUACAACUUCAAUUCCAACAACACGAGGUAUUAUUGAUUUGAAUGAUCGUCCUCCGGAUCCACAUGAUAGGCCACCUAUUACUAGUUAUCACCCAAAUCAAAUAGAUGACAUAAGAAGUUGGUUAGAGUAUAGCAUCAAAGCAGACAAAGUAUAUUGUUUAUAUUGUUACUUGUUUAAAGAAGAUGUUGGUAAUCAAGGCGGAAGAGAUACAUGGUCUUCUAGUUCUAAAGGCUUUUGUGAUUGGAGUAAAAAGGGGUCAUUAAAGGAACAUGUUGGGAAUGUUGAUAGUCAUCAUUUAAAGGCGGCACAAAAAUGUCAUAAUCUCAUGAAUCAAAAGAAACAUAUGGAUGAGAAUAUGAAGAAGUUGACUAAAGAAGAAAUGAUUGCAAACUAUUAUCGAUUACUUGGUUCCGUUAUGAGUGUUAGAUUUUGUUUAGAAAACUCUUUACCCUUUCGUGGCCAUGAUGAGCCGGAAGAAUCUAAUUCUCAAGGUAUGUUUCUUUCGGUGUUAAACUUGAUUAGUACUAACCACCCGAAAAUUGGAAAGUACACAUUAGGGAACGCAAAAAAGAACAAUAAACUGACAUCGCCAAAGAUUCAAAAGGAGAUUAUUGAAUGCUUUUCAAAGGAAGUAACAAAAAGCAUUUGUGCAGAAAUUAAAGAUGAUGUGUUUGGGUUGUUGGUAGAUGAAUCUAGUGAUGUUUCUUUAAAGGAGCAAAUGGCUGUAGUUGUUAGAUUUGUUGAUAAACUUGGGGCUGUUAGAGAGAGUUUAAUCGGAAUUGUUCAUGUGAAAGACACGACUUCUAUAACUCUUAAAGAAGCCAUUGAUGAUUUAUUAGCAAGCAACCAGUUAAGCGUAAAGCAAGUGAGAGGGCAAGGUUAUGAUGGUGCAAGCAACAUGCGGGGAGAAUUUAAUGGGUUAAAAGCGUUGAUUUUGAAAGAUAACCCGUCAGCACAUUACAUCCAUUGUUUUGCUCAUCAACUUCAGUUGGUUAUUGUGGUUGUUGCAAAAAAACAUAGCGGUGUCAAAACUUUCUAUGAGUUCCUUUCCAUGGUUGUCACUACGGUUUCAGCUUCUUGCAAACGAAAAGAUAUGUUAAGGGAGGAAAAAAAGGCUAGAGUGGAAAAAGAAUUACUUGAAGGUAAAAUUAAAACGGGUAAAGGAUUAAACCAAGAGGUUUCCCUAGCACGACCCGGUGAUACGCGAUGGGGUUCACAUUAUAGAACCAUCAUCAGUUUGCUUAGAUUGUUUCCGGAAGUUGUGACCGUACUCCAACAUGUUAAAGAAGAUGGAGAUUGCAGUCAACAACGAACAAAUGCAAAAGGUAAAGAUUUAUUAGAAGCGGCCAACUUGAUAAAUGGUACAAAACGAGCAUUAAAUGCUUUAAGACAAAAUGGGUUUGAGCCGAUGUUGGAAAAAGUGACUUCCUUUUGUAAAAAAUAUAACAUUACAAUGUUGGACAUGUCGGAAAGUUAUGGUAACCCAAGAAACCGAAAGAAUGUCAUUACAAAUCGACAUCAUUUUGAGGUUGACAUUUUUAAUGAGGUUUAG
This is a messenger RNA of Helianthus annuus (common sunflower), 1860 nucleotides long. Its product is annotated as zinc finger MYM-type protein 1-like. NCBI's taxonomy places the organism in Eukaryota, Viridiplantae, Streptophyta, Magnoliopsida, Asterales, Asteraceae. The coding region runs from base 1 to 1860 and encodes 619 amino acids. The record is from RefSeq and is a predicted model, not a curated record. The transcript has 5 exons.